Molecule: messenger RNA, 1291 nt
Organism: Lottia gigantea (owl limpet)
Lineage: Eukaryota; Metazoa; Mollusca; Gastropoda; Lottiidae
Exons: 8
Coding region: 1-1251 (416 amino acids)
Biological process (GO): maturation of SSU-rRNA; ribosomal small subunit biogenesis
Cellular component (GO): preribosome, small subunit precursor
Molecular function (GO): RNA endonuclease activity
Source: RefSeq, a predicted model, not a curated record
AUGGCGACUGUUAAACACGUUGUUGUCGACUCUGGUGCUUUUAUUCGUAAUGCCCCAAUUAGAGAAAUUGGUGAGAAUAUUUACACGUUACAUGAUGUAGUGAAUGAAAUAAAAGAUAAAGCAACUAGAGACAGAUUACAAGUUCUACCUUAUACUAUUAAAUACAAAGAACCGUCUUCAGAAGCCAUCUUGUUUGUUACAGAAUUCUCAAAGAAAACAGGAGAUUAUAGAAGUUUAUCUGUGGUAGAUAUAAGAAUAAUAGCUUUAACUUAUCAACUAGAGAAAGAAAAUGUUGGAACAGAUCACAUCAAUAAAGCACCACCAGCAAAGGCUGAAUGGAAUACAACCAGAUAUAAUUUAGAGAAAGCUACUGAUAUUGCUGGGUUUUAUUUACAGUCAGAUAAGGAGUCAUCUAAGUCCCGAUCAAGGAAUACAUCAGAAUGCAAUAAAACAGACAAUGUUGAAAAAGAGAAAGAUUGUGGGGCAUUAUCUAGUAUUAGUGAAACUAGUGAUAGUACUAAUAAUACUACAGACUCUAGUAAUACUCAAUAUGUAAGGGAGGGACAGGUAUUAAAACCUGAACAUAUAGGAGAAGAACAAGAUUCUGAUGAUGAAGAAGAAAUUGAUGAAGAUGAUGAUGAUGAAGGGUGGAUAACUCCUAGUAAUAUUGAUGCCAUACGUAAACAAAUGGAAGAUGUCAAUACAGAAAAAGCUGAUGUUACUGUGGGCUGUAUUACAACUGAUUUUGCUAUGCAGAAUGUAUUGAUACAAAUGGGCUUAAAUGUAGUAUCUGUUGAUGGAAUGCUCAUUAAAAAGGCUAAAAAUUAUGUCCUCAGAUGUUUUGCCUGUAUGAAGAUAACAAAGAACCUGAAUAAGCAGUUUUGUCCACUUUGUGGUAAUAAAACUUUAAAAAGAUUAUCAAUGACAGUUGAAGAAGAUGGAUCUGUAAAAUAUUAUUUCUCUACUAAAAAAUUGAAUUGUACUAAAGGAAUGAAUAAAAAUUUGGGUAUGCCUAGAAGUGGUCGCCAUGCAAAUAAUCCAUACUUGGUAGAAGAUCAACCAAUGCCACAACAACAUCCCUCAAGACGUUCACAGGUCAAAUUAGAUCCCUUAAGUUAUGAUUAUAUAGCUGGAACUUCACCAUUCGCUAUCAAUGAUGUUACAAGUAGAGCAGCACAACUUGGUAUUAAUAAUAAACGUAUGAGAGAAUUUCACCAGAAUGGCAAAAGAACUUUUAUUAGAAAAAAAUAAAGCAUGGUUGUAUGUGUAAUAAAUUUUGUUUCCUAUCUUC